GAUUAGCUCAGGGUCCCUGACGUGUAAAGUAACCAAGAUGCCCAUUGGUCCAUGGUAGUAGGUUAAACUGGGGAUUGUAUUUUUGUUCCUGUGUCAACGAAAAGAAGAAAAGAAGAGUAGCCAGUCAGACCCGGCUAAGUUUCAUCAGAGAUAGUUUUUUCACUCAUUACGGAAAGGUGUCCUUGUAUCUGAUAAUAGCCAUACAUCCACCGCCUUAGAAGCACUCCUUUUGAAGAUGAACUCCAAUGUGGAGAAUUUGCCUCCUCAUGUUCUUCGCUUGGUCUACAAAGAGGUUGCAGCCUUAGCAGCAGACCCACCUGAGGGUAUCAAGGUUUAUCCCAGUGAGGAAGACAUAACAGAGCUGCACACAGCCAUCGAAGGACCAGAGGGAACUCCGUUUGCUGGCGGCGUUUUCCGAAUGCGUCUGGUCCUCGGGAAGGACUUCCCUGCGGUUCCACCCAAGGGGUAUUUCCUGACCAAGAUUUUUCACCCUAAUGUGGGUCACAAGGGAGAGAUCUGUGUCAACGUGUUGAAGAUGGACUGGAAGGCAGAGCUCGGCAUCAGACACGUCUUGCUUACAAUCAAGUGUCUUCUCAUCCAUCCAAAUCCGGAGUCCGCUCUGAAUGAAGAAGCCGGGCGUUUGCUGUUAGAGGACUAUGCAGAAUACGAGUCCCGAGCUCGUCUGCUCACAGAGAUCCACGCCAUGGGCGGGCCUUCUGGGGCCCUUCAGGACCCUAACGACGGCCCCCAGCCAAAGAAGCACGCGGGUGACCCCAUGAAGAGAGCUGGACCCAGUGCAGCACCUGUGCCAGCAUCCCUGGGUAACGGAGCAAACGCAGCCAGUACCACCAACAGCAAUAGCAACAGUAGCACUAAUAACGUAGCAGGGAAAAAGAAAGCAGAUAAAAAGCGGGCAUUGAGGCGACUUUAAUACCUCUGCAAAAUUCUCUGUGUGUGUGUGUGUGUGUACGUGUGAGAGCGAGAGAGUGUGUAAAUAUAAUUAUUGAGGUGUGCUGACAAUGUUUUUGUUCCCUUUUUUCUGACUCUUUUUACCACCUAUCCAGACUGUCCACUUUGUACUCAUGCCUUAGCUUCUGUUUUGCCUCCAGUUUGUCCUGUUGGCAUUACAGCUUUGUUAAUUAUUUCCAUACCGAAAAAUAAAAUGUUUGUUACUCUUUUAAAGGAAAGACAAUUGCUUAACUGGGGGCAAAUCAUGCCAUCCGUUGUAUUUUUCCCUCAGACUUUUGUGAAUGAAUCAGAGAGGGGAAAGGUUUCCUUGUGCAAAGGUUUCCUUGUGCAAAUCAUGGCCUCUAAUGUCUGUCCAAUGACAUCUACCUACUAUUGUCUCCUUUUUAAAGUGUUUCCUGGUAAAUGCUGCUGUGAUGGUACUGUGUACUGCACAGCCAGGCUGAACCAAGAUGUUCUUUUAAAUAAAAUGAGCUUUUCAAAUUGACAUCAAACAAAAAAAUUGUAGAAGUUGCUAAACAAUGUUGAAGGGGGUCCAUAUAUUGGGAUAAGUAAUUGUUAACUGAAACAUCUUUUUAAAUAGUAUUUUUCAUAUUGCUAUCUGAAAGAAGUAUAGGUAUGAAAAGACUUGGCAGUGGAGUAUAAGAAGUCGGUCAUGUGGUUCAUGGAAUCUCAACCCCUUUUUUAUGUUAAUUUUUCUAAAAUGGUUUCACUGUCUAGUAUUUUCAAAAGUUGUUUAUUAUCGACAUGUUCAUAUUCAGCUGUCUUGUGGUCACGUGUGAAGACCUAGAUCAGUGGCUGUAGGGGAACGGGGUAGUUUGCCAGACUACUUCAUAGAAAAUGAAAUGUGUAUUAUUUGUAUUAAAAAUACAGUGGUGAGACUCACCCCUGCUCCCAUACAAAGCAGUAUGCUCUCUCAGGUACCCAGCUUUCCUACCAGCCAUGUGGAUACCUGAGGAGACAUCUGUAGGAUAAAGUCCACGUUUGAUAGAUUUUGUCUCCCUACUUGGAGCACUGUUCGGGUUUUCUGGGCAGGUUUUCUUUCCAUACUAAAUGCAUGCAGGGCUUACAUUUCCCAAGGAAACACACUGAAGCACUGUCUUAAUUUGGGUGGAAAAUGUGCCUCUGAAUCACCUGUCACUGUGCAGAUUGUUGGCUGGAUAUUUUGUGUCCAUUUUAAAUUAUUUAAAUUAAUAAAACAUUGAAAUACAAGAA
Eleginops maclovinus (Patagonian blennie) is the source of this 2181-nucleotide messenger RNA. It is a transcript of the gene ube2s, whose product is annotated as ubiquitin-conjugating enzyme E2S. The transcript is spliced from 4 exons. Bases 236 to 931 code for a protein of 231 amino acids. The record is from RefSeq and is a predicted model, not a curated record. NCBI's taxonomy places the organism in Eukaryota, Metazoa, Chordata, Actinopteri, Perciformes, Eleginopidae.